AUGGCGGACGAGAAGACCUUCCGCAUCGGCUUCAUCGUGCUGGGGCUCUUCCUGCUGGCCCUUGGCACGUUCCUCAUGAGCCACGACCGGCCCCAGGUCUACGGCACCUUCUAUGCCAUGGGCAGCGUCAUGGUGAUCGGGGGCGUCAUCUGGAGCAUGUGCCAGUGCUACCCCAAGAUCGCCUUCAUCCCUGCUGACUCUGAAUUCCAAGGCGUCCAGGCCCCGAAGCCGCCGGGCUUGCUGGAGAAUGCACUCGCUGCGGACAUGAAGAGCACCCAGCCCGCCUACGUAAGGCUGUGGGAGGAAGCCGCCUAUGACCAGAGCCUGCCAGACUUCAGCCACAUCCGGAUGAAGGUCUUGGGCUACAGUGAGGACCCUCGCCCCCUGCUGGAGCCAGGACGGCAGCGGCCGGAAGCCAGCGGGAGAGGGGAAGGUGGCCCCCAUGACGCUCAGGCCUGGAUGGAGGCUGCCGUGGUCGUCCACAGGGGCUCGGAUGAGGAUGAAGGAGAAAGAAACCCAACCCAGAGCAGUCCCAGCUCCCCAGCUGGUCCCCAAGGCCCUGCACCCUUGGCUUCCUUCCAAGAUGACCUGGAUGUGGGCUCCAGUGAGAGUGGCAGCCCCGCCCCCUCUCCACCUGAGAGGGAGGAGCCUGGCCCCCUGCCAGGGGAGCCCUGGGCCUGCCGGUGCCAGCUGGACCACUUCCAUGACUUUGCUCUGAUCGAUGCCCCCACAUCAGAGGACACAUCUCCAGAGGGGCAGUGGCGGGACGCAGCCCUGCCCGGCCACUGGCAGCCGUCCCCGAGGACGAAAGAGGAGGAGGCAGCUUCGGACACAGGCGCAGAGGAGCCGGAGCAGGAGGAGGAGGACUUGUACUAUGGGCUGCCGGACAGCCCUGGAGACCCCCUCCCAGACAAGGAGCUGGGCUUUGAGCCUGAUGCUCAGGGCUUGGAUGGAACUGUCCCUGGGUACUACUAG
Molecule: messenger RNA, 975 nt
Organism: Molossus molossus (Pallas's mastiff bat)
Lineage: Eukaryota; Metazoa; Chordata; Mammalia; Chiroptera; Molossidae
Gene: BSND
Product: barttin CLCNK type accessory subunit beta
Exons: 4
Coding region: 1-975 (324 amino acids)
Biological process (GO): chloride transport
Cellular component (GO): basolateral plasma membrane
Molecular function (GO): chloride channel regulator activity
Source: RefSeq, a predicted model, not a curated record